AUGUCGAAUUUGAAUGGUGGGGGUUAUCCCUUGGAACACGGUCUACGUGCACAACCAUCACAGGCCAGCAUGAAAGCUUCUAUCGGUUCGGAUUUUCUCAAGAUUUUUAGCGGAAACAGCGGAAACAGUGGUAGCGGUGGUGGUAGUGGGAAUGGAGGACAAAAGAAAGUGACCAGAGAUGGUCAACCAGCAAAACGACGAGGUCCCAAGCCAGACAGCAAGCCUGCUAUGACCAGGAGGCAAGAGCUGAAUCGCCAGGCUCAAAGGACACAUCGCGAACGCAAAGAGCAAUAUAUGCGAGCAUUGGAGACCGAGGUGUCACGGUUACGAGAGGCUUACACUCAAGAAAUCUCGACGGCCAAUAUAUCCCUGCAACAGCAUAAGCAGAUGGUACACGCUUUGAUGGACGAAACCGACAUCCUGAAAGACAUUUUAAGGGCUCAUGGCAUCAGCUUCGAUGCGGAACUGGAACGACGAAAGGCAGAGCGUCCACCACCAGGCUACCAGUCCAGCCCUCUUGCGAGCAGCAGUAUUGGGUCACAGACCGCCGGAGCUGCCCCGUCAAACAGUAAUCAUUUUACCGCUACUCCCCCAACCACGAUUUCAUCCGGCUUGAGUCCCCGGGUCAACGGCCCGGAAGCCCACAUUGAUGUUUCACCAACCCAGGACUUCUCGCCCCAAACUCAAAUAUGCCAUAACACACCGAGUGAAUUGCCCGCUUUUCUCGAUCGGUCAGGCUCGGAUGGUGGAUGUGGCCCGGUCCAGGCUAUACGAGGUGUUUUUGAAACGGACCCUCAGCUCCAGGUGGAUUUUAUCCUAACGCUUGAAUCACCAUGUCGCGAGCAUACUGACUAUCUCUGCCGGCGUUCCAUCACGGAAGCAGACGAUGAGGAUAUGCCUUUCUCGGGACAUGCCUUGAUGGCCUCGUGUCCGCCUCCCAGUUACAUUGCCAACACAACCCAUGAGCAGGCUUAUCCGCACAAGACAUACGACCUUCCCCACGCAAAUCUCACAACCCUGCUUAAUCUCAGCCGACAGCUCGUUACAGAGGGCCAAAUCACACCCAUCAUGGCCCUACAGUGUCUCAAGAGCCAUGAAAUGUAUCGCAAACUAACAAAAGACGACGUCAAAAUCAUCAUUGAAACGCUCAACACAAAGGUCCGAUGCUAUGGCUUUGGGGCCGUGGUGGAAGACUUUGAAAUGAUGGACUGCUUAAGCAGUGUCUUAGGGACCAAGCUAGAUACAGGGUUUUCCAACCAACGAGACGAUCUGAUGUAUUCGUGA
Messenger RNA from Aspergillus wentii DTO 134E9, 1284 nucleotides. RefSeq names its product protein flbB (gene flbB). The transcript has 5 exons. Bases 1 to 1284 code for a protein of 427 amino acids. The record is from RefSeq and is a predicted model, not a curated record. Gene Ontology annotation, cellular component: RNA polymerase II transcription regulator complex. Gene Ontology annotation, molecular function: transcription cis-regulatory region binding; DNA-binding transcription activator activity, RNA polymerase II-specific. NCBI's taxonomy places the organism in Eukaryota, Fungi, Ascomycota, Eurotiomycetes, Eurotiales, Aspergillaceae.